UGACUUUUAGGAGGCUGAAAUACGGUCGUUUCAUCUCAUGUGGUUUAUGGUCGCACAGUCACACAGGAGUCAACACCAUUCCGUUUACUACAUGCCCAGUGCUAUUACCAAUUGCAUCACCUUCCACAAUAUUUAAUGAAGAAUAGAUGUGCCGGCCACAAAAGGGGCAAGACGCCCAUGCAACAGACGGAUCUAUUCAUGUGGGGCGCUUUGGUGUACGAGCUGAUGACGGGCUUCAGGCCGGGUACGAGGCCUCGAAAGUCGUCGCAGGAGGUGCAAGCAAUGAUGACAGCGAGGCAGUGGCCAGCGUUUGAGAAGGAAUUGUUAUGUGAGGUAGUGAGGAAUUGCUGGGAUGGUAGUUAUAGGGAUGCGGAAGCGGUUCGGGCUAAUGUAAUAAGUUUCUUGGAAGGCGAGGGGUGGGAGGUUGAGGGAGAGGACUUGUGAAGGGAUUGUAUACAGUGGCCCUCUUUGCUGGGGAGGAAGUAUAAGCGCGGAGUGGUCGUAUG
Molecule: messenger RNA, 506 nt
Organism: Truncatella angustata
Lineage: Eukaryota; Fungi; Ascomycota; Sordariomycetes; Amphisphaeriales; Sporocadaceae
Exons: 1
Coding region: 136-444 (102 amino acids)
Source: RefSeq, a predicted model, not a curated record